CUUCUCUCACUGCUUCUCCCAUUCAACAUCAACGUUCAUUCCUAGUGAAUUUGAACAUCGAAUCUAUACAAAUUCUAGUAUCCAAGUAACAUUUAAAACACAGGGACAACAAUGGCGGACCAACUUGUAACAGAACAAGUUGCCGAGUUCAAAGAGGCUUUCUCUCUCUUUGAUAAAGAUGGAGAUGGAACAAUCACCACCAAAGAACUCGGUACCGUUAUGAGAUCUUUAGGUCAAAACCCUACCGAGGCCGAAUUGCAAGAUAUGAUAAACGAAGUCGACGCGGAUGGUAACAACUCGAUCGACUUUGCGGAAUUCCUUACUUUGAUGGCUCGUAAGAUGAAGGAUACCGAUUCUGAGGAGGAAAUCAAAGAGGCUUUCAAGGUGUUUGACAAGGACGGUAACGGUUACAUCUCUGCCCAAGAGCUCAAACACGUCAUGACCAAUCUGGGUGAGAAGCUCUCAGACACAGAAGUGGAUGAGAUGAUCCGGGAAGCGGACAAGGAUGGCGAUGGUCAGAUCAAUUAUAACGAGUUUGUGCAGAUGAUGAUGGCGAAAUAAAUCCUCCAUUUGAUGGUCCGGCGUAACGACGUGCAUCUUGAUCUGCAUGCUGCGUGCUGCAUGUUGUGAUCAUGAAUGGUGGAGGUUGGAAUGAUGGAAUGUUUGAACUCGUGAAGGUCUUUUCAUGUAUCCUUCGAAUAGU
Tremella mesenterica DSM 1558 is the source of this 703-nucleotide messenger RNA. RefSeq lists its product as uncharacterized. The record is from RefSeq and is a predicted model, not a curated record. The transcript is spliced from 9 exons. NCBI's taxonomy places the organism in Eukaryota, Fungi, Basidiomycota, Tremellomycetes, Tremellales, Tremellaceae. Bases 112 to 561 code for a protein of 149 amino acids. Gene Ontology annotation, molecular function: enzyme regulator activity; calcium ion binding.